UGUAGCUGCAUCCCCUGCUGUCACUAUGCAGGCCACUGAACAACCUUCCAAGAGUCAUGCUUUGUCCUGGGUUUUCAGAUCUUGAUGGUUAUGGCAAAAUCUUUCUUCAGCUUAUGGUAUAAUGGACUGCCAGUUGGAUGAUUUACAGUCGUCUGAAACAUGAUAUAUGCUUCUCCUCUUCCGAGUCCAUGUUUUAGAAAUAAGUAAAGAAGACUUAGAAUGUAAAUAUGCUGCCUUGCCAAAAAGGAAAUCUCAUUUCAGUCGAACUGUCUUCCAUUGAAGUGGAUAUUGGUCUUUUCUCAUUGUUCCUCAAGUAGUUUUCAGUGGCCUACAUGCUGACGCACUACCAGUUUUGUUUCCAAAAGAGGAGUUCACAGAAUUACACAGUGUCUGAUCCAACUAGCCGUUCUGAUGAUCCUCACUGGACCAUACUAUGUCAGAGAGCCACAAUGAUCAUGCAAAAUAACAGUUCAGCCUCACCCCUGUUUUCAAAUGUGAGCUCCUUCUGGAAGAGAGAUUCGCACAGACCAGGACUCCUUGAGGAAGCAGCAUCACUCAUUGGCAGCUAUGAUUUCCCUCAGACCACAGAGAGUUUUACCUUCUCCACUGUGGAAUCAACAAACAUGACCCUAAAUGCCACAAGCAAAGACCCUCUGGGUGGACACACUGUCUGGCAAGUAGUUUUGAUUGCUUUCCUCACAGGGAUCCUUGCCCUGGUGACCAUCAUAGGAAACAUCUUAGUGAUUGUUGCAUUUAAGGUUAACAAACAACUGAAAACGGUCAACAACUACUUCUUGUUGAGCCUUGCUUGUGCAGAUUUGAUCAUCGGUGUUCUUUCCAUGAAUCUUUAUACAACAUACAUCAUCAUGGACCACUGGGCUUUGGGAAGCUUAGCCUGUGAUCUUUGGCUCUCCAUUGACUAUGUCGCCAGUAAUGCCUCUGUCAUGAAUCUCCUUGUUAUAAGUUUUGACAGGUAUUUUUCCAUCACUAGGCCACUAACAUACAGAGCCAAACGAACAACCAAAAGGGCUGGGGUGAUGAUUGGUUUAGCAUGGAUAGUCUCUUUUGUUCUUUGGGCCCCUGCCAUCUUAUUUUGGCAGUAUUUUGUUGGGGAGAGGACUGUACCUCCUGAUGAAUGUUUCAUCCAGUUUCUAACUGAACCUGUCAUCACUUUUGGCACUGCCAUAGCUGCCUUUUAUUUGCCAGUCACCAUUAUGAGUAUUUUGUAUUGGAGGAUCUACAAGGAGACGGAGAAACGCACCAAAGAGUUAGCAGGGCUACAGGCUUCGGGCAGUGAAGCAGAGGCAGAACGCUUUGUACGCCAGACAGGCAGCUCCCGGAGCUGCAGCAGCUACGAGCUGCAACGGCAGAGCAUGAAACGCUCCACUCGAAAGAAAUAUGGACGCUGCCAUUUCUGGCUCACAAUGAAGAGCUGGGAACCCAACAACGACCAGGGGGAUCAAGAGCAUAGCAGCAGUGACAGCUGGAACAACAAUGAUGCUGCUGCCUCCCUUGAAAAUUCAGCUUCCUCUGAUGAAGAAGACAUUGCUGCAGAGACCAGAGCCAUCUAUUCAAUCGUGCUGAAGCUUCCUGGUCACAGUGCUAUCCUCAAUUCCACGAAACUACCCUCUUCGGAAGAUCUGCAUGAGUCAGGGGAUGAACUGCAGAAAUCCCACACAGAAUCUAAGGAAAAGAAACCGAAAAAAUUGCACCCUCCCAAAAGUGUUCAGGAUGGUGGAAAUUUCCAAAAGAGCUUUUCUAAGAUUCCAGUUGAGCCAGAGUCAGAAGAGACAACUGCAGCUUCUGAUGGCAUCUCAUCAGUGACCAAGACAUCUGCAACCUUGCCCUUAUCCUUUAAGGAAGCAACACUGGCAAAAAAGUUUGCCUUGAAGACCAGAAGUCAGAUCACAAAGCGAAAACGAAUGUCACUUAUCAAAGAAAAGAAAGCGGCGCAGACACUCAGUGCCAUUUUGUUUGCCUUCAUCAUUACCUGGACCCCAUAUAACAUCAUGGUUCUGGCAAACACCUUUUGCCACUGUAUCCCCAAAACUUUCUGGAACCUGGGGUAUUGGCUUUGCUACAUCAAUAGCACGGUGAACCCCAUGUGCUAUGCACUGUGUAACAAAACAUUCAGAAACACCUUCAAGAUGCUGCUGCUGUGCCAGUGUGACAAACGAAAACAACGCAAACAGCAGUAUCAGCAAAGGCAGUCUGUCAUUUUUCAUAAGCGGAUCCCUAGGGAGGCUUCAUAGUAUAGUAUUUUUUAAACAAUAAAAAACCAAUGAAACAGGGAUGAGAUGGGAUAGGACAGGAUGGAAUGGGAUAGGAUGGGACAGGAUGGCACGGGACAGGGCAGGAUGGGACACAGGAUAGUAAGGAAUAUGAUGGGAUGUGUUGGGGUGGGAGGGUGGUUCCAGGGUGCUGAUUCUAUGAUUUAAAUAUCAAGUCAUGAAAGCAGCUGCCAGACUUAUUUAUCCGUUCAAUAAAUCCAGUUUAAUAUAAAAAUCAAGUCUGCAUUCAGCAAAAACUAACAAACUUCAGUGUUUUUACUAAGGAAUGAAAUAUUUAAUAUCGUUUUCCUACAAAUUUGCAAGAAGCUGUAUAGCAUUUAUAAACCCAUUACUUAUCUGCCCAGCUCUUUGAUCAUAAUCAACUCUGAGAUCUCAGGUAAGCACAUAUAGCUAGCCCAACUCUUCUGUUUCCAAGGAAUCCAACAUCUUUCUAUUCAAGUUACAUAGAGAGGUAGCAAGCUUGUGAAAUAGGAUUAUGAAAUUAUUUGAGAGACUGUAUAAGUUGAAAAAUUGCUUCUUGUUGUCCAGGUAGAGUUUCCUGUCUACUUCUCUUCUGGUAUAUUGUCAAUUGUCCUCCUGAUUCCUGAUUUCCAAGUAUCUAUGUGUGCAGCUCAUGUUAUAUGUGUGUGUGUGUGAGAGUGUAUGUAUGCAUAACAUACAUUCACACCUGUAAAAUACACACAUACUGGGAAAGAGGUGACCUAAUGUCCUAGGUUUUACAGGACCCCUCAUCAUGAUUUCAUGUGAUUGAAAUUUUAAAAGGGAGUCAGAAAAUCAUGUUAUAUGUAUAUAGUUCUUUGUUUGCCACCCAAAACUCAAGUUUAUCUCUGGAACCAAAACAUGAUGUCCACAUUUCAAAAAGAGAGAACCAAAGCAGAGCCUGUGAGCCUAACAGUCUACAGAAUUUUAUAAUGGGGUAGAUGCCCAGUAAAACCUUAAUCUUGAGCAUAGUGUCUCUCCGGAAUGUGAUCACACCUCUUUAAAAGAUAGAAAGGUGAAAGGAACUGAGAGCUACAUUCGGGAAAAAGUAUGAAGCUAUCUUUGUAGGGCGUAGGAUGAUGGAACCCCAGAUCAGGGCUGCACAGUACUGAUGCUCAAAGGGAGCUGCUCAGGAGCCAGGCAGGCACAAUCACCAGCAGAACCCCCAUGUUAUCCUGGGGGGUCUGCACUGCUGUUGUGGCACACACGGGUGCUGCAACACCUCGUCCUGAGUUGCACCGUGUGGAUGCACCACGAUUCUCGGAGCCAGCUCUGAUCUAAUGUGCAGUAUCUCUACAGCUUCCAAUAAAAGUUCAAGUUUUAAUUUUCUGACAAAACUUGGUGGAGCCCCCCUGCUUGCACUGUCUGCCCAGCUGAUCUUCAGAUGCAAAAGAUUUGUUUAAAAGAAAUGCUUUAUAUUUGCACAUGAAGGAUGCUCACUAAAAAGUGUUUCUUUUCCAGAACCUGUUUUAAAAUCAUCAGGAGAAGCGCAUCUAAAUCCUUUUGACGCUAGGUUAUUCGGUGUUGCGAAAAAUGUGAUAUUGCCAAUUUCUAACCUGGCAAUUUUUGAUAAAGACAAUUUUAAAAGGGCUUUAAUAUUUAUAGCUUAGACAUAACCAGUAAUUCCUGGUAUUUGUGAUGUGGUCUGCACCACAUAAAAAGUCACAUAUAAAAGUCAGAGGUCCCCUGGGGAAAGGAUUGUACUUUGAACUGUUGCUCUAAAUCUGAUUUAGUUACAUGUUGAAAGAUUAUUUUGUAUUCUCCUUUGAACUGACCAAAACUUUUUUUAUUGCUUAGACUCUUAUUUUGCUGAAAAUAAAACAA
This is a messenger RNA of Neopelma chrysocephalum (saffron-crested tyrant-manakin), 4094 nucleotides long. It is a transcript of the gene CHRM3, whose product is annotated as cholinergic receptor muscarinic 3. Lineage: Eukaryota; Metazoa; Chordata; Aves; Passeriformes; Pipridae. Gene Ontology annotation, biological process: adenylate cyclase-inhibiting G protein-coupled acetylcholine receptor signaling pathway; regulation of vascular associated smooth muscle contraction; positive regulation of smooth muscle contraction. The transcript has 5 exons. Bases 333 to 2252 code for a protein of 639 amino acids. The record is from RefSeq and is a predicted model, not a curated record. Gene Ontology annotation, cellular component: plasma membrane; synapse; dendrite. Gene Ontology annotation, molecular function: G protein-coupled serotonin receptor activity; G protein-coupled acetylcholine receptor activity.